AUGGCUUUGACGGAGGAAGAGCUUGACAUGAUGAUCAACUGGGACACUAGCUCGUUGGGACUAUUCGAACAACAGGCGAUGAACAACUUGGACUCUAGCUCUUCCGGUCAAUCAGGGUUUCAACAUCACGAACCCACUGCCAUCCAAACGCCUCCACUUCAAACCCAAAUUCCGGGAACAUCUCGUGCUCCACCACAAGCCAGCUUGACCAACUUAUCGGGACCAAUCGAGUCCCUGUGGGGUUAUGAUCGUGCUUUGAUGCUGUCGAUCACUCGCUCAAUGAUACGGACGCCUCGAAUACAUACAAGACACGUAGUGACGGAGGCUGACUUCGAACAACCUCAUGAAACGGCGAUGAACAACUCGGACUCUAGCUCUUCCGGACAAUCAGGAUUUCAACAUCACGAACCCACUGCCAUCCAAACGCCUCCACUUCAAACCCAAAUUCCUCCACUUGAAACAGGAACAUCCCUGUGGGGUCAAGAUCGUGCUUUGAUGUUAUCGAUCACUCGCUCAAUGAUACGGGGGCCUCGAAUACAUACAAGACACGUACUGACGGAGGCUGACUGCGCAGGCUUCAAGGAGGAUAAAAUUUCGAAAUACCUCAACAUCAUAACGCAUAAUAAUAUCGAUGAUGAAAAAACUGUGUGUGCUAUUUGUCUAGACAAUUUUUGUGGAAAGGAUAUGCAGGUUGCAAUAGUGGAUGGGUGUGGGCAUAAGUUUCACGCUUGCUGUCUCAAGAGGUUCUGCCACAAGUCAAUUUACUUGUACCCGAAAAAAGCGUAUGUCGGGACCAAAAUCCAACCACCUUUUGUCCUCAAUAACAGAGGCUCGUUACACGUUAAAGCAUGUUCAGAUGUUAGUGGAACGAGCUCGACUGAUCCGGGGGGCCUACUCCCUCAUUUGGAUAGCAAGGAAGAAAGCAUACCCGUUGAGAACCUUCCAUUGGAGUCCAAUCUUCAGGAGAAAUACGAUCAGAGGAUCAAAAUGAAACUGGCCUUGUGUAUCUUCAUCCAGUUAAGAGUCGAGUUUAAUUCGGGUGACUUACAGGACCCAUCCGUUUCUCACAAAACACUAGAUUUGGCAUCAAGCCUCGAAGUGGGCUCAACAACUAGCAAUAGUGCAAAAAGCAAUAGGCUUCCACCUUUGGAGGAUGAUUGCAAGUGGUGGUUGGUGAAAUACAUCUCUGAUGCCCACAGACACAUACAAGGUGGUUGCUUUGUUGAAGGUGAAUGGUUAAGGAAUGCAUUCAGAUGUAAAGAAACUACGGCCCAUGGGAAGAAAGGCCGGGCCAUUUUGCUUGCUGAGGAUUUAGGCGCCGCACCUAUCUGGGUUUUGGAGGUUGUGUUUGCUGGCCAUGUGCAUGCCUAUGAGCGCUCAAUCCUUGUGGAGCGAUGGAGGGAACAUAGAAGGAUUAGCACCCAGAAGUCCCAGCCUGAGUGGUCAGUCUUCCAGGAGGCCAGCUUUGGCCAUACUGAGCUCAGAAUCGUGAACUUAACUCAUGCGUAUUGGAGUUAUCAGUUUUGGAACAAAGGUCACAUGGGUAAGCCAUUAAAGCUCGACAAUGGCCUCAAUGUUGCUGUCAAGAGACUUGGCCCCUUUUCCAGCGCGUCUUCUGAGGCCCACAGCAAGAGAAAGAUGCUGCAGGAGCUCGGGAAACUGGCAUGCGGAGGAAUUUAA
Striga asiatica is the source of this 1680-nucleotide messenger RNA. Lineage: Eukaryota; Viridiplantae; Streptophyta; Magnoliopsida; Lamiales; Orobanchaceae. The record is from the annotation of a GenBank genome assembly.